Messenger RNA from Misgurnus anguillicaudatus (oriental weatherfish), 4498 nucleotides. The record is from RefSeq and is a predicted model, not a curated record. Lineage: Eukaryota; Metazoa; Chordata; Actinopteri; Cypriniformes; Cobitidae.
CACAAGAUUUUGGCCGUAUACCUUCUAGCCUUAACCGGAGGGAUUCGGCCCAUAUGUGUCUUGUGACAUUUGCUUUAAAAUGGUUGGAUGAAUACAUUUUCAAUCACGUCAAAAGUAAAAAAAAACGCAUGGAUUUUAUUUUUCACGAUGUAUACAAUAAACGUUAUAUUGCGAUGCACAUCCACAUCUGCAAAAAAAAUGUUUUGAAAACACGUUUAGGAAGCCACGCCUCGCCGCCGUGUGACGUAGUCAAGCGCGGGCAUUUCGGAAGUGGAAUUUGUGGAAAGCGAAAUUGACUGAAGGAGCGAGUAAACGCUGAUAAGAAAGUGACAAGAAUUUGAUAACAUCAAAGCGAUCGUUUUUAAAGAUUUAAGACAGACAAGGAGAACAGGGUUAGAUGGAUAGCUACCUCCGUAGCAGUCUGAAUGCAGCCCCUCUCUCUGCGGCUGGGCAGAUCGUCCUAGCAGCCCUUCACCUCCAGUAUCCCCAAAGAUGUGACAGAAGCAGAGCUAUCGCAUAUGGUAUCGGCUUCAGAAUGUUUCAGGCCAUAAAUAACAGGAAUCAAGAGCUGUUCAGAAGGGAAAACAAGUCUUGUUCAACCAAUACCUGCUCCCAAACGUACAGACCAGAUAGUUCUCAACCUAACCCUAUAAUUGAAAGACAGAACCAGGAUUUUUGCACCCCUUCCCAAGAGCCAAAAGAAUUAGAUUUAAGUGAAUUGGCACCGAAAAAUUCCAGUCAUAUUGAGCUGAGAGGAGUACUCUGUAAUGAGAAGAUUGCUGAUGAUAUCACUAAACCCAGCACCCAGUCUGUGGAGCCAGUGGCACAAGGAGAGAUUUUACCUGCAUGUGGAUCGAUUAGUAAGGAAAUCCCCCAGGUUAAAUCACCUGUGACCGAACCAAAUAGUCUGACCUUCAGUAAGGGAUGGAUUGAACCACAGAGUCUGGCGGAAAAGAUCCCAGUAGGCUAUAAUCUACUUGAAGCUCAUCCUGUAAAAAAGUCUAGCUGUGGAUGGCCUACAUUACCCACAAACAUCUGCGACAUCAAUACAACAUCAAGAGAAAAGGGCACGUUUAAUGUAAAUACUGCGGACACGCAGAGUAGGGAUGAAAAGAGGGAGCUCUUUUGGAAUAAUCAGUCAUAUUCAGGAGAGAAUGAUUUCGUGAAUGAGGGCUUGAUUGAGAAGGCUAACGUUGAUUCAUUUUGUGAGAUCAUCUCAAAAGAGGCCAAAUGUGACCACCAAGCUGUGCUUGUACAAACACUGCCCAGUCUUCUGCCAAAUGCAGAGAAAUCCAAGUUGCACAGUCUGGAGACCAGCCUUUGCUCACAAAAUAAUACAAACUGUGAAUUGUCUGCUCCGUUGGAAAGCUUUUCAUACGUCCAACGAUGUGGGAACAUCACUGCCCUUGAAUGUGACCAGGACACAUUUGUUAAGUCGAAUGAAUCGGUUUCUGACUUAUUGAGACUGAAAGAAGACUGUGGAUCUGACAGGAGAGAAAUUACAACGGGUACAACUAAUUUUUCCCAGCUUGACGGGAGUGUAUUCCAAAUGAAUGUUGGAGAUGGAAUCAGUGAGAUGAAGUCCGCAUCGCCCACCAUCACUGAAGGAAUGCAGCACUGCACUCCAUCCUUAUUACAGGCUGGAAAGGUGCUCAAGCUUAAAGCAUUCUUGAAUGAACCUCCUCACAGGAGACCCUCACAGGAAGCACCUAAGAUCACUUCAUCGUCUGAGAACUUGAUUCUUACUGCCACCUCCACUAGCUCUAAAGUACAGCAGGCUCCAGUUAAAAAAGGCUCAAAGCGACUCUUAAAACAACCAAAAGCUCCACAGCUUGACAUCAAGAGACCGAGACAUCCCUUCAGACCCCAGAUAGAAUCAAGUCAAGAAUUGAAUGAAUCAAACCAUUCUGAAGCCUCCAAGCCUUCAGAACCAAGUCACACAGAAUCCAUCAUUUCAUUGCCUUCAAAAACAGACAAAAAAGAGGAGAUGACCACAUCAACCUGUAAAGGGACCUUUAGUUUCGUCUCCGAUCCCAGGGUGUGUGACACAGGCCGUCUCUCACAGGAAGAGCAAAAAUGUAUGUUAGAAGAGGCAGGAAGAGCUAAAGCAGUAGUUGUAACUAUGGUGUACCAGGAUGGCACGAUACAACUCGACCCAGAGCAGAGGUCAUGUCCUGCCGUGUGUGGCCUACUGGUUCUGCUUAAGAUGGAUUUGGACUCUGAGGGGCUGGAGGACAGACCACAAGAGAGAGUGCUGUACCUCAGACUAGAGCAGAAACCAGCCUGGGCCCAACAAGACCUUAAACACAAGCAGGAUGCCUUUACCAGAGAAAUGGUGUUGCAGAUGGUAUGUGGCACAAAGCCAUUUGUUUGCUUUAAAGCCAAAGACCUGUUUCGCACAGUGCUGAAACAUUUUAGCAGAGACUUGAGCUGGGAGCAAGUAUUAGGGUGUGAGGUAAUGGAUCCUCAGAUUGCUGCAUGGUUGUUAGAUCCUGCAGACUCAGCAUCCUGCUUUCAGACACUGCUCUCCAAACACUACACACGUCCAGUUACACGCAUAUCAAUGCAACCUGUUUUCGGACAUGCCAAGGUGACUCAAGUGAUCUCAAAUUUGUCUCUUCUACAUAAUCUAAUGUUGGAACUGCAUAACAAGCUUCAGACUCAGGGCCUGUGGCAGCUAUAUUCUGGCAUCGAACAGAAGAUGAUUCCAGUUCUGGCAGCAAUGGAAAGUUAUAAAAUGCAUGUGGACAAGGAAGCACUGAAAAGGACUUCAGAGAUGCUAGGGUCUAAGCUAAAGCAGUUAGAACAGGAAGCUCACCAGGCUGCAGGUCAACAGUUUUUGGUAUCCAGCAGUGCUCAGCUCAGACUGAUCUUGUUUGAGAAGCUGCGUUUGCAUGAACGUUGUGAAAAUAAGAAGCUUCCCAAAACAGUCAAACAGCAGCAGUCUACAUCUGAAACAGCACUGCUCCAACUUCAAAACCUGCAUUCACUGCCAAAGAUCAUACUUGAAUACAGACAGAUCCAUAAAAUUAAGACUGCAUUUGUGGAUGGCAUUUUGUCUUGUACAAACAAGACAUUCAUCUCUUCCACAUGGAAUCAGACCAGUACAGUGAGUGGCAGACUGUCUGCCAAACAUCCCAAUUUUCAAGCUCUACCCAAGCAGCCACUGCAGAUUUUGAAGAAGCAGUAUGUCCACGGAAAGGACUCUGAAGUAGUGACUGUUCACCCACGUGCCAUGUUCAUUCCACGAGAGGGCUGGACUUUCCUAUCUGCAGAUUUCUGUCAGGUGGAGUUGCGUCUCUUGGCUCACCUGUCAUCUGACCCUCAGCUACUAAGAAUCUUUCAGAAACCUGAAGCAGACGCCUUCACCAUGCUAGCAGCCCAGUGGAAGGGUGUGAGUGAGGACAAAGUGAGUCUGGAGGACAGAGAGCAGGCCAAGCGUAUUGUCUACUCUGUGAUAUAUGGAGCAGGAAAAGAACGGCUGUCUGGUAUUCUGGGUGUAAACGCAGAAGAGGCCAGUCGUUUUCAGGACACUUUCAUCCAGACGUACAGAGAGGUGCAGGCCUUCGUCCAACACACCAUCCAGUUCUGCCACAAACACGGUUUUGUGAAGUCAAUAAUGGGAAGACGGCGUUCUCUCCCUCACAUUCGCUCUGCUGACUGGAGCCUUCGAAAUCAGGCAGAGAGACAAGCUGUCAACUUUGUGCUACAGGGCUCAGCUGCAGACCUUGCCAAAAUGGCCAUGAUCAAAAUCUGCUCCCAAGUGUCUUCCACUGCUCACACUGCCAGGCUGGUGGCUCAAAUCCACGAUGAACUGCUAUUUGAAGUGGAGAGCUCACAAGUACAUGAGUUUGCUGUAUUGGUGAAGAAGACCAUGGAAUCUCUUCAGCACAUUGAAAGUUUAGGAGUGAGUCUAUCCGUGCCCCUCAAAGUCUCCCUGUCUACAGGACAGUCGUGGGGCUCAAUGUGUGAGAUGAACCCCUCAUGCACCACCUCAGCGUCUUCACCCUGAGUCUCUCAUUUUUCCUCGCCAUCACUAUGGUAACCGAGCAGCUGCAGCUCCUAUUACUUAUUUCUCGAUGACGUAUCCGAGGGAAACGGUAGGAGCAGGCUGGUUUGCACCAGUUCCAUUUUGGGAUGGGGGGCGCUUUGUAUCUUUCACUGAUUUGUUUUUAUCUUUUACUGUUGCGUUUUAUCUUUUACUGUUGCGUUUUUGGAUUCUGUUCUUCCUGCUGUUCAAGGGCUGAGAAUUUCUCUACAUUGAUUUUCUUUACACUCUUCAUUGACCUUAUAUUGCCAUACAAUAUACAUUUUGUCUAUAUGUCUAUUUAUUUCCAUAAGUAUGAGUUAUGAUUCGGGAUGUGUUUUAAAGGGAUGGGCUUAAUUUCAGAUGUAUUACUGAACUGUGAGCCGGUGUCACUGCUAUCUGUCUCUCAGGGACUGUGAUGGAACGUCUUUGUCUUGAUGAAUAUUAAUAAACUCGCUCUUCAUUUAGUAA